UUUGUGUUUGUGUAGAGAGGUGCGUCUGUGUUGCGCUUGUUGUGAAUGAGUGAUUUGUGUAGUAAAUUUAUACAGUGUCUGAUUUGCAACAAUUGUUGUUGUAGUGUGUAAAAACACAACGCAGAUUGCGAAAAUAGAAUCAACAGUGAAAGAGAGCAGACAACAGCGCAAACUAACCGCAUACUCCGAAGGUAUUUUUUUUACAUUCGUGCGUCUGUCUCCUUUGUUUUGAUGCAUUUAAUUAGCCUGGCAGCUAAAACCAUUAAACAACAACAACUGCUCAGCAUGCGCCAAUAAAAGCAACAAACAAAUGGAUGUUGCUUAUGUAUAGGCAAGCACUGCGCAGACAGACAACAAGUCGUUUAUGCGAAAAAGUUGUAAAUCGUGAUGAACUCAAGGGAAUGCGGAGUUUGUAACACUGUCACAGAUGAGGCUAAAAUUGAAACCAGUUGUAAAACAAGACAUUUAUUGCAAAACGAAAAACACCAAAAUAGCAACAACAAAACAUACCCGAACUAUAAUAAACAAGCGAGGAAUGCAACAACAACAAUAAUCACAUAAAACUUGGCUAGUAGCACAAACAAAAUGAAAUAAUGAAAAAAGAAAAUUGCACAAAAAACGUAAGCUGACUAAAAUAGCGCAAACAAUAGCGAAAGACAAAAGCCUAAACCGCGCAAACAAAAAUUGAAAGAGACCUGAAAUACCAAAAUAAAUUUAGACUCAAACCUAGUUUUUAGCCAAGCCAAGCUCAGCCAAAGCACCGAAAAAACUCACAUAAGAAGAGAGAAACAAAAUUGCAAGUGCAUAAAUGGUAAACAUGAGUAUGCAGCGACGAUGGCACGGCGAUAGGUUUGCGGAGUGACGGCAGCAACUUGCAGAGCGCGUGUUAAAAGUGAACGUUAAGGUGGACUUGAGUGUCUGCUCUGCGAGUUAUGUUGAAUCGCUUUCUUAUGGCGCAACCAGUGACAAAAAACUGGUUUACCAAGCGACUGGAGCACUAAGAGUGGAAAAAGACAAGAAAGCAGCAAAAACAAAGCAUUAAUAAACACUACAAUAGUGGCGGUAGUCAAGCGCCAAGUUAAUACAAGAAAUACAAAAACAAUAACAACGAGAGACACGCGUAAAAAACAUGAAUUACAUGAAAUAUAUGUAUGUAGGAGUACAUAGGCGAAGCGGCAGCACUGACUAACAGACGCUAUUAAAUGUUGAUUGUUGUAAGCAGCACCAACAAACAAAACAGCAACAACGGCAAGAGGCAAACAAAACGCCAAAAGAAAAUCAAAGAGUUAUACAAGCGAUAAGGCAGCGCCAACAACACCAGCAGCAAUAGCGCAAAAGCAUGAGUUAAACCAGCUGCAACAACCACAACAAACAACCACAAACGACUCAAUAGCAGCAGCAGCAGCAACAAGCUCAAGCGCCAUUGAGGCCACGAAAAUCAUACCAACGUACGUACACACCGCACACACACGCGGCAGUCAGUCAGUAAGUCAUCGCGCGAGUUGGCGUGCGGGCGCGUGCAAAUGUCGCGGCGCAACUUGAUUUCAUCGGCCGUCAGUCGAGCAUUGUUCUCUACACCCUUGAAAAUAUACCUUACAUGCAUAAGAGAAGUGAAAAUCCGAAUAUAUUGAAAUAUAACACCCAAAUAAAAUGUAAAAGGAACAUAUAUUGUAUUACAACAAUAAAAAAGCAGCAGAAGAAUUUGUGAAAUUGAAAAAUGACAAAAAGUUUAACAAAUGUUGUAACAAGUGGCGGUCAAAUAACUAAAAAACCCCGAACCACAUACAAAACUACAUAGUUCUACGACACAAACAAGAAUAACAACUCAUGCGUCAGGUUCGAAAGAGAAUUUUUUGUGAUUUUCUAAACUUUUUUUGUUUGUGAAAGUGAUUGCUGUGGCUUUUGAGAUUUCUUUCCGCCAUAAAUCACAUUUUUCACAAAGCAACAUCUCUUUUUUUGGGGGAGCACGCACAAAAAAGCACAACAACAACCAGAACAACAACAUACGAAAUAAAAGAAGUGCGUUUUUAUUACAAACGACUACAAAACAUUCUGAGCGUCGGAGAGUUGGCGACGGCGACAGUGACAGUGACAGCUUUGUCACUAACUUUGCAAACGCGUUGACGAACAACAACAACAAUGGUGAAGUGAUUCUAAAAGAGCAAUAUAUAAGAAAAAACACAACAAACAAAAUAUAAUAACAAAUAUUAAGGCUCCAGCAGUAUCCUGCUGUGGCUAGAUACGUAAACGAGUGUAUCGCAGAAUGCGCAAAGAGAGCAAAUACAACUAAAAUAAUUAAAAUUUUUACAAAUUUCUCAACCAAAACAAGUGGAAUACUACAAACUGUUGCAACAGCUGCAGCAAUAAAAAAUAAAACAACAACAACAGCAACAACACCACCGCAGCAACGUUCCAUAUCAAUAGCUGAGUAGUAGCGAGCAAACCGUGCGGUCUUCCAUUUCCCACAACAACAACAGUAAUAAUAGCGAAACAAUAGCACAUUGACCAUGUCACCACUUGUCAGCAAACUCAGCAAGACCUUCCGCUGGCUGCGCUGGUCCACCAUUUGUGCCAUACUCUUCUACAUGUUCUUCAUCGGGCUGAUACUACACAGCACCACAUACAAACUGCAGCACACGCUUAAAUCGCGGACGGGCAGCGGCGGCGUUGACAAUUCGGCACAACAGGCAGGCGCGCUAAAACAACAAAUGCUGGGCUACUCAAACAAAUAUCUAGUAGAAGCGAAAGAAGCAAUUCUAACGAAAGAAGCGCUACAGCGAAGCAGGCAAAAGAGUGUGGCCGAAAAGGUGGCGGUUUCGGCGGCGUUGCAGGAGCAGUCGAGCGCAGCGAACGGAAAUAAUGUGCUGAAUACACCGCCGGAAGCUGUGUUAGCCACAACAUUUCAACAACAAAAUGUCCUGCAGCGCACGAAUGGCGCUGGUGUUGAACUGUCGCAGCGCGCGGGCAGUGAGAAGAGUACGGCGGCGCGUGUUGCUGCCGCUGUGGCUGGCGGUGGUAUGAGCGCGGGUAGCGCGCGACAAGGCGGUAAAUCUAGCGAACCGGAAACUGUUAUUUUAGCAGCGAGCUCCGUCAACGAGAAACAAAUCCUGGAGAAAGCAUUCAAACGUGCUGAUCGUGAUGGUAACUCCGAGCUGACUAUUCAAGAACUUGGUGUUUAUAUAAAUCAAAAGAUCUUGGAUCAUAUUGAGGAGGCGAUACAAAACAAUCCACGCGAAUUCCAACAUGUUGACAAAUCUCCCGCCGAUGGUUUAAUCACAUGGGAAGAAUAUCAUACCUUCUUUCUAAAAGAACACGGCAUGACCGAUGCGGAUAUUGAUGAACACAAUGAGAUUAAACACACGGCUUUGAAUAGAAAGGCGCGCGAAGAUAUGAUGCGCGACAAGGCACGUUGGUCCGAAGCGGCGCGCACCGAUCUAUUUAGCCUCACAAUAGAUGAAUAUCUUUCAUUUCGACAUCCCGAAUCGAGUAUAUCAAAUUUACUCGAAUUAGUUGAUGAUUUACUGCGACAAUUCGAUCAAGAUGGUGAUGAUACGUUGACGAUCGACGAGUUCUCCGAGGUAAAUGUGGAUGAUGAUGACGAUUUACGUAGAAAGUCGCUCAUCUCACAAACGGUAGUGGAGAGAAGGGCGGAAUUCAAACGAAUUAUUGACAAGAAUAACGAUGGCAAGGCGGAUAGAGAAGAGUUGUUGAAUUAUGUGAAUCCGAAGACGCCGCGUUAUGCGCUGCAAGAGGCGGCAACACUAUUCAGUUUAUGUGAUGAGAACAAGGAUGGACGACUUACGUUGAAUGAGUUAACUGAAAACGCGGAGAUUUUUCUCACCUCAAAAAUGAUCGACACGGCUAAUAGUUUCCACACGGAAUUCUAAAUGCACCGUUGAAGUCAAGUUGUAUUUAUAAGGAAAUGGAGGCUGCCUCUAAUCUGGGGAACUUAAGACUUCAAAAAGUCUAUGUAUGUAAACAGUUAUAUCGGUCUAACCAGAUUGCAGUGUAUAUAAAUCAUGUGAAAAAUUUAGAAAGAGAAUCUGCACAAUUAUUUAACUAUUUCAAUUAGAAUUAUUUGAAUUACUUGGUCAAUUAAUGUAAAUGGAAUUUAUUACGUUUAACUUAACCAAAAUAUUUUGAAUAGAAUAAUCUCAAAAAUGUUAAAAUAAGAAAUUUUUUCUAAUGAAAAUCUGAUUGAAAUUUUAUUUAUUGAUAAAUUUUAUAUACCUAAAAAUAUAUUAUUUAUAUAGAUCAAAUAAAUUAGCAUGAAGUCAAUUCGUAGAAAUAAAAAAAUAAACAAUUUUUAUUGCAGUUUAGUAGAAAAAACUGAAUAUUCAAAUUUUAUUAUAAUUCAAUAAUAUAAUAUUGUAUCAUAAAUAUUUUUGUUAAACAAA
Messenger RNA from Zeugodacus cucurbitae (melon fly), 4397 nucleotides. It is a transcript of the gene myd, whose product is annotated as 45 kDa calcium-binding protein. The record is from RefSeq and is a predicted model, not a curated record. The coding region runs from base 2508 to 3887 and encodes 459 amino acids. Gene Ontology annotation, molecular function: calcium ion binding. Gene Ontology annotation, biological process: calcium-ion regulated exocytosis. Gene Ontology annotation, cellular component: endoplasmic reticulum. NCBI's taxonomy places the organism in Eukaryota, Metazoa, Arthropoda, Insecta, Diptera, Tephritidae. The transcript is spliced from 5 exons.